AUGAGCACAUCGGGACGACCCAGCGGCGUUGGCCGAGGCUCCUUCUCGGCCGGCCGCAGCUCCGAAGUUGAGCGCAUUAUCGCCGCCGCCGACGUGGACACGACGUUUGCCGGCAAGAAAGCGCGGUACCGUGGCCGCCGCUCGACGUGGCCUGGAGCUCUCGCUCUUUUCCUUAUUGCCGUCGUAUCCAUCGCUGGCCUAACAUACUUCGGUAUCAAAGUACACGACGAUGUGAACGAGACUGUGGCGAGCAAUGAGGCCUCGGAGGAAUCCCGAUACACCGACGGCACGCAGAUCGAGGACGGCAGCCCCACAGACACAGCGUCGGAUCUGGCCACCACCAACCCCAAGACAUACACGGACAGAAAAUGUGAGCAGCCCAACUACGUCAGUAAGAACGGCCGCAUCUUUGCGCAGCUGGCGGAUGGCACGUCCACGCAGAUUGACAUUAAGGGCAUCAACUGGAAGGGCAUGGAGGACGCCAAGGGUGUCCCCAAAGGACUGUGGGACAACAUGGUGGACGGAGACUCGCUCUACCGCUACGGCUACUUCCUCAAGUACAACAAGUUCAACGUCGUGCGCUUCCCUCUCUCCAUCGACGCAGUGAUGCGGAACACUGACAUCGACACGAACCUCAUCAACACCAACUCGAACCGUGCGUUGGGUACAGCCUCGCGUUACAACACGCUGCUGGGCUUACUAGUGCAAGGUUUGGGUCAGUUUAACAUUGGCGUGGUACUGGACUUCCACGUGCUGUCCUCCUCGGACGACGAUAGCUCCGGUCUCUGGUACGGCUCGUCCAUUCAGCUGGCCGAUAUCAAGACAGCCAUCUCGAAUCUGGCUGAAGCCAUGUGCGACUCAACCCACUUCAAUAUCAUCGGUAUCGACCUAAAGGAUGGACUCAGUAGAGACGCUACAUGGGGCGAUGGAUCCGAUACCGACUGGGCGGUAGCAGCAACGGAACUGGGCAACCACAUGCUUAAAGAGUGUCCCAAGUGGCUGGCAUUCGUCCAAGGAGUGCAGGGAGAGAGCCACAAGGACACGUACGGAGAUCGUUCCCUUAAGAACACGUUCCUGCCAGGCUCCGACCUGACUGGCCUCAGUACUGACCCCAUCACCCUGAAGACUAACAACAAGGUGGUGUACGCACCCAAGUACUACACGAGCUCGUAUCUCCCGCGUCUCUUCUUCUUCGAAGACGGAGCGACGAGCGGUGACCUGCUGGAAGAUUACGUCGAGUAUUCGGACGCCGACUUGCUGGCCAAUGUGAAGACCAACAUGAACUACUCGUUCGGUGCAGCGUUUGAUACUGGUAUGGCAGUGGUAUUGUCGUCGUUCGGCGGUCUUGUGGGCGACCUCGACGCUACAGCCAAGCAGACAAGUACGCGAGUUAUUAAGGACGUGAUAUCGAUGAUGGCAGGAUCAACGGAGCCAUUCCUCGCCGGUGGCUUCUGGUGGACACUCAACCCGGACACGACGUGGCCAUACCCGGCUCCUGAUGACACUAAUGCCACUGCACAAGGUCUGGUGGACGACACGUGGCGUGUCGCCAACAUGGACGUGCUGGAAGUGCUGGCCUCGAUGAACAAGACCAUGGGCAGCGUAAAGUUCAUCCCGUGCUCUACUUAA
Messenger RNA from Phytophthora infestans T30-4, 1629 nucleotides. RefSeq names its product 5A endo-1,4-betaglucanase, putative. Bases 1 to 1629 code for a protein of 542 amino acids. Lineage: Eukaryota; Oomycota; Peronosporomycetes; Peronosporales; Peronosporaceae. The record is from RefSeq and is a predicted model, not a curated record. The transcript is spliced from 2 exons.